AUGGUCAGCUUAGAAAUGGCUGAGCUCACCUUGGGGCCCCUGGCGCCCACCGCCCUUCUUUCUGUCUCUGUGAAGCUGACCGCUCCAGGGGCCUCCUUGGCCCAGGGGACGGGCUUGUGUGAUCACAAGCAAGGGUGCUGGGAAAACCAUCCAGACGGGCAGAGACAGUGGCCACGCAGUUACCUCUCAAGCCCAUGGCGUCCUGCGCAGGACUUGCCCCUUUUGAUUUGGCCCAACGUGGAAAGCUCUCGCUUUAACACCGAAGGGGGAGCACCGUCGGGAAGGAAAUCCAGCAGGAGAAGCGAGGUCUUUAACCAACUCCCGGCUUCUGCAGCCUCUCGUGGGCCCUGGACUCCACCCACGUUUGCUUUGACUCCCUCGGGGCCCAGGAAGACUUUGUCUAAAAGAGAGUCUCCUAGAACUCAGCGCCUGCACGGAGACCUCUCCAGGGAUGUUCAAGGAGUGGCUGAGGGUGGAGUGAUUUUUCAGAAGUGCGCAGUGGUGUCCGGGCAGAGCGAGGUGCCGACGGCUCAGGUGAGCCUGCUCGUGGACAACGCCAGGACCCCCACGGCCACCAACCUCUCGGAUCUGCUCAUACUCGACAACAUCACUGGCCUCUCUAUCAGCGGGUCGACGGGAAACAGGACCUCACCAGGAUUCCAGACUUUCAGAAAGAAGUUUCUGCAAGUUGGAGACUCGUUCUCGGUCAGCUACACAGCCUCCAUCCAGGCCGGAGAUGUUGGGAGCGGAGACGUCCUGGUGCUUCCUGCCUGGCUCACCCUGCCAAGCUCAGCGCUGGGCAGGACACAGAGCCGUGCUCCCUUUGAUGGCUCCAGAGAAGAAUCCUUGACCGUUGUCCCAAACCAUGGCCUUCACGCAGCAGGAUUCUUCAUAGCGUCCAUCGCCUCCUUCGUGCUGACCUGGGUCACGCUGUGCGUCCUGGCUCGGUGUCAGUGUUUGAAGGGAAGCCCGCUCGCCAGACAUCAGGUGCAGCAUCAUGAGAACAAGCUGGAGUACUCCCAGUUCACCUCGGCCGACGGUCUCAAUGAGGACCUUGCUCUCAAUGACCAAAUGAUUGACAUUCUGUCUUCAGAGGACCCUGGGGGCAUGCUGCAAGCCUUAGAAGAGUUGGAGAUUGCAACCCUGAUUCGGGCCGACUCAGACCUGGAGACAUGUCGAACACAAAUCAGCAGAGAUGUCAUUGCCCUUCUGCUGAGGAAUCUGGCCAGCUCUGGCCACCUGUCCCCGCAGGUAGAGAGGAGGAUGGGGGCUGUUUUCAAAAAGCAGUUUCUGUUGCUGGAGAAAGAAAUACAAGAGGAGUAUGAUCGGAAGAUGGUGGCAUUGACGGCCGAAUGUGACCUGGAAAUGAGAAAGAAGACAGAGAACCAGUACCAGAGGGAGAUGGCGGCAAUGGAAGAAGCAGAGGAGUUGCUGAAACGUGUCAGUGAGAGGUGGGCCAUGGACUGCACCGGCCUCCUGCGGAGCCUGCACGGCCUGGAGCAGGAGCAGCUGCGGAGAUCCCUGGCGCUGCAGCGGGAGGAGGACUUCGCCCAGGCCCGCAGGCAGCUGGCCGUUUUCCAGCGCAGCGAGCUGCACCGGAUCUUCUUCACGCAGAUAGGAAGCGCCACGGUCCAGGGGGAGCUGCAGCCCGAGGCGGCCCGGAGGCUGCUGCAGGAUUACUCCGACAUCCAGGAGAAAUUAGAAGAGUUAAUGGACUUUUUCCAGGCCAGUAAGAGAUACCAUCUAAGUAAAAGGUUUGGCCACAGGGAGUACCUGGUGCAGAACAUGCAGUCGUCAGAGACCCGCAUGCAAGGCCUUCUGAGCGCCGCGGACGCUCUGCUGACCCUGUUCAUCCAGAAGCACGAGAGAGCGGGGUACCUGGACGAGGACCAGAUGGAGGCGCUGUUGGAGCGCACCCAGACCGAAGUCUUUUCCAUCAAACAGAAGCUGGACAAUGAUUUGAAGCAGGAGAAGAAGAAGCUGUACCAGAAAUUAAUCCUUAAGAGAAGACGAGAGAUGCUGCAGAAGCUCAGGGAGCAGCGCAGGGAGCUGCUGUCGGUCGGGGAGGCCCUGCGAGCGGCCGAGGACGCCGGCCAGUACCUGGAACGCUGGGGCGGCCUGCUGGCGGAGCACGGCGCCACGCUGGAGACGCUGCAGGAGCGCCUGGACCAGGCGGCCCUCGAGGACCUCCGGGCCCUGACCCUGUCGCUGUCCGAGAAGGCGGCCGAGGAGCUGCGGCGGCUGCAGGGCGCGGCGGUGACCCAGGAGCUGCUCAAGCGCAAGGUGCCCUGGCUGUUCCUGCAGCAGGCCCUGGAGGAGCACGGCCGGGAGCUGGCCGCCCGGGCCCGGCGGCUCGAGGGGCAGGAGAGGGACCGGGACCAGGAGGGCGUCCAGAGCGUGCGGCAGAGGCUGCAGGACGACGCCCUGGAGGCCUCCACGGAGGAGCAGGCCGAGCUGAGGCGCUGGGAGCGCCUGAUCUUCGCGAAGCUCUGUUCCUCGCCCUCCUCCCAGUCUGAGGAGGAGCUGCUCAGGAUGAAGCAGGAAGUUCACGGCUGCUUCGCCCAGAUGGACAGGAGCCUGGCCCUCCCCAAGAUCCGGGCCCGCGUCCUGCUGCAGCAGUUGCAGACCGCCUGGCGAGAAGCGGAGUUCCAGAAGCUGGACCAGGUGCUGUCUGCCCCGGAGCUGCAGCAGCAGUCCAAGGCUAGGAAGUCGCGCUCCAAGAGUAAGAGCAGGAGCGACCUUCUGAGGAAGUGCAUCGAAGAUAAAAUUCAGCUCUUUGAGGAACAAGGCCCAGAAGACCUGGUUGAAAAGGUCCGCGGGGAGCUGCUCCGGGAGCGCGUGCAGCAGCUGGAGGCCCAGGAGGCCCGCUUCGCGGAGUCGCUCGUGUCCCUGCAGUUCCGGAAGGCGGCCAGGACAGCCCAGACCCUGGGGGCCUACACCGCCCUCCUGAGCAUCCGAGACCUGCUCCUGGAGGAGCUGAGCGAGUCGGAGACCCUGACCACGCUGGCCUGCGAGCAGAUCCUGGGGUCGCACGGCCCGGAGCUCCAGGAGCUGGAAAGGAAGCUGGAAGAGAAGCUGGUGCACCAGGAGGCCGCCCAGCUGCAGCGGGCGCUGGCCAGUCAGCAGCAGUGGGCCGGUGACGGGCCCGGGCUCCUCCACGAGCACGAGGACACGGAUUCUGACAGGCAGGUCUCCGCCGUGCUGCAGCAGGCCCUGGGCAAGGCCCAGAAGUUACUGGAACACCACCAGCAGAGCUGGAGGGAGGAGCGAGACCAGAGCGUCGUGCUGGAGGAUUUGCUGGAGAAAAUGGAGUUUGACACCUUCUCCACCUUGUACAGCCAGGAGCUGAGACUGGCGUCCUACCUGUCCAGGCUGGCGAUGGUGCCCACGGGCACGCUGCGCCGGCUCCUGAGCGUGGCUCUGCCCGCUGCCUCGCCAGCCGAGCUGCUGGCCGCGCUGGACUCGGGCAGCCAGAAGCAUCCGGACCCCUCGGCGGAGAAUGAUGGUGGCGGGGAGCAGGCCGAUCUGGGCAGGAGGGGGAGGCACCGGGGCUGGUGGGAAGCCCUGGAGAGAAGACUGCGGGGAGAGCUGGUAAGCAGAGGACUGGAAAAGGCGCUCUGGGCCCGCGGGAGGAAGGAGAGCAUACUGUGGAAGCCCUGUCCCCCUCUCAGAGAGAGGCUGGUAUUGCCGGGAAAAGGAAGCUGGCCACACCUGUCCCUGGAGCCCAUCGGAGAAGCGGCCGCCGUGCCCAUCGUAGGGGCCGAAGCCAUCGAUUUAUUGAACACAGGCGAGAAGCUCUUUAUAUUCAGAAAUCCGAAGGAACUGGAGAUAUCGCUGCAUGCUCCUCCCAGGAGGAAGAAGAAGAACUUUCUGAAUGCCAAAAAGGCCACUUGGGCCUCAGGCAUGGACUAAACCAAAGGAAAGUUCCCAGGAGUCUGAAGACAGAUUUGUUUUCUCCUGCCCACCUGUGUGUGUGUGUGUGUGUGUGUGCGCGCGCACGUAGAUAG
This is a messenger RNA of Suricata suricatta (meerkat), 4007 nucleotides long. RefSeq names its product EvC ciliary complex subunit 2 (gene EVC2). Gene Ontology annotation, cellular component: ciliary membrane; plasma membrane protein complex. Gene Ontology annotation, biological process: smoothened signaling pathway. NCBI's taxonomy places the organism in Eukaryota, Metazoa, Chordata, Mammalia, Carnivora, Herpestidae. The record is from RefSeq and is a predicted model, not a curated record. The transcript is spliced from 26 exons. Bases 1 to 3912 code for a protein of 1303 amino acids.